UGUGUGUGUGAGCAGACGACAUGCAGCAGAUCUACAGACACAGCAACGAACAGUUCGAGGUUUAUACCACCGUCUUCUCCCCCCAGGGUGAGUGCAGCACACCUUCACCUCUCAGCAGACACACUUUAACACCUCGAGUCGCGCUUUGUGUCGAUGCCGACAGGAAGUGCAGGUGCUGAUGGGCGGUGCCCUUUACUUCUCAUGAAUCUGACCUAAACCAUCAGAUUGGGUCAGACGCGCCCAUCACAAUGUUCAAAGCUUCUCUGACUGCAGCGACGCCUGACGCAGGCGAUCCAGUGAUGACAGAGAUUGGUGUGUUUGCUGCUGAAGCCAGCUGUUCUUCGUGGUGGUGCUGCUUUCAUGAAGCUCCAGAUGUUUCAGUGGGUGGUGGUGUUCAGCAGCUGGAGUGUGAUGAUCACGCUCUGAUGUCUCUCCUGAACCCGCCUGACACGGAUCAGCAUUAAUGCUGCUUUGAGACGUGCGCUGUCCGGAGGAUGCCACGAACUCCAAACAGACUCCAGCGUCUGAACUCUCUACUGAGUCUUCAUCAGAGCGUGACGAUGACACGGUCACGGGCUCUUCAUCGCCGUUUUACCCCAGAGUCUCUCACACACAGCUGGGCCCUCCACAUUGCCUCGCCGGGCAGCAGAUGUUGAACAGCUUCGUUACAGUUUUUGAGUUUUUUGUUGCUGAUUCAUUGAAACACGCCGCUGACAUCAGACUCAGAGAGAAUACAUCAAGUUUCUUAGUUCCAACAUUAAGACUUCUCUUUUUCUGUCAACUUCAGGCUAUAAAUGAUGGCAACAUCCCUGUUUAUAGGAAAAGUGGAGACCUGAAAAUCUGGCAAUGCCUUUAUGAAGAAAAACGGAGAAACUCUCAGGAAAGAGUGACCCGUCAGCUCAGCCUCGAUGAUGCGAUCUCAGACCACCGCACUCUGCUUCAGGAAACCGAAGCUUCAUCGUCACUCCGUGUGGAGCGAGUUAACCCGAGCAGGUUUCACAGAGUCUUUGGGUUCAAAUACGCUCGUUCAUGUGAACCCUAUGUGAUAAAGAUUACACUGUUGUGAAGUCCUGCCAGGUGUCAACCAAUCAGAAGGUCUGAGGACAGCUGCGAGCGGAUCAACAGGAAGCUGAUCUUCACAGCGAGGAAAAGUUAAACGGCUCUUUCGUGAACCGUGACGUUCUCAGAUAUCACCGCUCAUUUCCUGUAACGUGUCUCGGGUGUGUUGGAUCCUUGAACAUUCACUUCCUGCUCUAAUUCAGCCUGAUCCUGUUUCCUGGUAUCUCCAAGCACCUGGAGGCCGCAGCGUUUCCUGGGAUCAGACUCUGACCAGGGUCCGUCUCGGACCGCUGAAUGGAAUAAAGCAGCUGGAAGUGAUGCCACCUUUACACUUUUACACAAAGCUAAUCUGGUGUAACAGCGGCUCGCUGAGCACGCUCAGUGACAACCAUCUACCAGGUGACCGGUGAACGCCUUCGGCAGGCUCACUUCAGAAACUGUUCCCUCGAAGGUGAAUCUGACACAUCUUUAGUUAUAAGACUGAAGAUGAGGAGAGGGUAAGACAUCCAUGGAAAGGUGAGGUGUGGAACAUAUAACUGGCAACCCAGUGGAUGUUAAAAAUAUGACAUCGGACCUUCGCCGCUUUGGACAGAACAGCGAGGAAGAGUGGCGGCAGAAAAUCAGCUGCUGUUCCUUAAAUCGGACAGAUACAUCUUCCAAUGUGUCUCUGAUCCUUUAAUCUGUGUUUGCACAGAUCUGAUCAGCUCUUAUCUAAAUUCAUUGUCUGAACUUGAGCAUCUCUGUAUGCUGGAGCCAGCUUUUCAUGUUUGUUUGUAAGAAUCAAAUGCAAAAAUUCAAAUGUAUGUUUUUCUUUUCUUGGGUGAACUGAAAACGCACCGAACCUUCUCGUGUGACAGGCUGACACCAACUCUAAAGCUUUUUGUGCCCAGAAGCAACGAGCACACAAAUAUAUGACCCACAAUGUCAGUAAAACAGGAACAAACACACACAGAGACACACACAGGAGUUUUGUGGGAUUUGUAUUGAUAAGCUGAUUGGUUGAUGAGACUUCCUGUGUUUGUCAGUCUGCAGGUCGAGGACAAGGACGAGAUAUGUGGGAGCAGAGAAGUACUGCGGUCUCCGUUCGUUGAGGCACGUCCAGCUCCUCAAUGGUGGUGGCGAGGAUCCAGUACCGGGGCCGCUGGCCGAAGGAGCUGGACCUGAACCAGGGGGACCUGGUCCAGGUUCUGUUUAAGGAGGACGAGGCGUGGUGGUUCGGGCGGCUGAAGAACGGGGAUGAGGGUUACUUCCCCGCCGCCAGUGUGGAGCCGCUGCAGGGUGGAGCCCCUUCCAUAGCCACGCCCACACUGCUGAGGAGAGGCUCAGUACCAGCAGUUGUAUCGACCGCAAGUGCCCCCUGUGGCUGCACGAGCGGUCGCAGCACCCCGAGGCUGCUCAGGAAAAACAGCAUCCGCCGCCCGCUCGGCUUCGAUGGGCCCUCGGCGGUGGCGACGGCAGGGACGGGAGGCUCCUCUGCGGCUCCUCAGGGGUCUCCGAGCCUCCUCCACCGAGUCCUUGCCAAAUCCAGGAGGAAGAGCUGCCCCCAUCUCACCCACAUCCACCACCCUACCCCCGAUGCCGGCUCCGUGAACAACGCCUUCCAGCCGGACUAGACCCCGAGUUCGCUCCUCCUGUUCCUCCUCCUCUGCACGUGACCCCGGAGUCCCGGGGGUCAGGUCCAGGUCGCUGGGAGGCCCUCUUUCAUCUGCUCGAGUCUGAAGCGAGUUUCAGAGGCCGAUCGAGUCACCUGUCCAUCGAAAACCUCCCAGUCAGCCCCGAGUCCCCGACAUCAGCCUCAGCUGGACCCCCUCAGACGGGGCGGAGCCACCGUCGCUGUCAGAGACGCUCACUGAGGUUUCAGAAAAAGGUCGGGACACCGGUCCAGCUUCAUCGCUUUAUUAAAACUGUACAGUCAUUUUGUUUUUGUGUCACUUCACAAAUUUGAUGUUUAAAAAAAAAAAAAAGAAAUAAAAGCAUUUAAAAUCCAUUCCAAUAUCAAUCAAUACAUGACAAUCAAUACAAUCAAUAAAUCUAUUGUGAACGUUCAAAGA
Messenger RNA from Oreochromis niloticus (Nile tilapia), 3110 nucleotides. RefSeq lists its product as uncharacterized. Lineage: Eukaryota; Metazoa; Chordata; Actinopteri; Cichliformes; Cichlidae. The record is from RefSeq and is a predicted model, not a curated record. The coding region runs from base 2169 to 2672 and encodes 167 amino acids. The transcript has 5 exons. Gene Ontology annotation, molecular function: protein binding.